AGAGAGAAGAAGAAGAAGAAGAAGAAGAAGAAGAAGAAGAAGAGCAUACUUGGAUCUGUGCUGUGCCAUUUCAAAUGGAGUGAAAAAAUGAGAAGGAGAAGUGAUGAUCAAUUGUAUGUGUUUUCUUGUUUGGUUGCUAAGAAAAUAUGUGAAAUAGGAAGAAUCUUAAACAAUGGAAUAUAA
Molecule: messenger RNA, 183 nt
Organism: Camellia sinensis
Lineage: Eukaryota; Viridiplantae; Streptophyta; Magnoliopsida; Ericales; Theaceae
Source: RefSeq, a predicted model, not a curated record